This is a messenger RNA of Impatiens glandulifera, 1090 nucleotides long. RefSeq names its product protein MICROTUBULE BINDING PROTEIN 2C-like. Gene Ontology annotation, biological process: plasmodesmata-mediated intercellular transport. NCBI's taxonomy places the organism in Eukaryota, Viridiplantae, Streptophyta, Magnoliopsida, Ericales, Balsaminaceae. The transcript has 5 exons. The coding region runs from base 75 to 950 and encodes 291 amino acids. Gene Ontology annotation, molecular function: microtubule binding. The record is from RefSeq and is a predicted model, not a curated record.
GCCGAACGGCGAUUAGAUAAGCUAAAGCAAAAUCACCGGUUACUGAUUCUGUUCGCCGGCGACGGCCAGUAGAAAUGUCGGAGUUAGCCGAUUUACCGGAGUCCUGUCUUGCCGGCGGAGACAAUUCGCAGUUGGCGGAUCUUCAUCGGAAUCUGUCUUCGCUCUCCAAUGUUGAUCAUGCUCUAUACAAUGACCUAGUCGGGAUGGUUCCUAUGGUUCAAUCUCUAAUUAAUCAGAAAGCGAAUUCAUCGUUUACGCGUCGUGGAUCUGUUGUAUAUACUAAGAUGCCUUCAAUUGAGUCACGUUCUAAGAGGAUAAGUAAAUCUUUUCCAAGUAAAAAGGCAUUAGAUGAGGAGAAGGAGAAAGAGGAGUUAAUAGCCCUGAGGCAAGAAUUGAAGGAAUUGCAAGAAAAGUUGUUGGAGAAGGAUGAGUUGGUCCUGAAAUCAGAGGAGGAUGCUAAGAUGGAGAUGAAUUCUCUUCAAUCAAAACUUGAUGAGAUGAGAAAGCACGACAUUGAGAAAGAUUCCAUUAUUCGAUCUGCUAAGCAACAACUUGUUGAUACAAAGCUUAAGUUGGCAGAUAAGCAGGCUGCAGCUGAGAGAUUACAGUGGGAAGCAAAAACCUCAAGUCAAAAAGUUGUGAAGCUUCAGGAAGAUCUACACUCCCUUGAAGAACAAAUGUCAUCUUUUAUGUUAUUCCUUGAAAACAACUUCUCCAAUAAUCUCCCUUCGAUCAUAAAUCCCUAUGACUUUGAUGUUUCUCCCUAUAAUCCGGCUGAUCCUUAUCAGGAUUUUGACGAUGUGGAAACACGAGAAAUGGAGUUGGCACACAAAACUUAUGUUACUGCGGUCGCUGUUGUGAAAGAAAAACGAGACAAAGAGUCUAUUGCGGCUGCAGAAAGGGCGAGGUUACAUCUUCAAUCAUUUGUUUUUAGAUCCAACAAUAUGUAAAGAAAGGUUGUGUUAUUUAGUUUUUCUGGUUAUGGAAUGAUUCCAAUUGAUUCAACUUAAUUGGAUUUUUCCAUGCUUUAUGGAUUUAUAGAUUAUUGAUAUUUGGAAGAUAGUGGAUGAGCUAGGUAUGUUUAAAUUCU